Marasmius oreades (fairy-ring Marasmius) is the source of this 1924-nucleotide messenger RNA. RefSeq lists its product as uncharacterized. The coding region runs from base 352 to 1800 and encodes 482 amino acids. Gene Ontology annotation, cellular component: nucleus. The transcript is spliced from 5 exons. Lineage: Eukaryota; Fungi; Basidiomycota; Agaricomycetes; Agaricales; Marasmiaceae. The record is from RefSeq and is a predicted model, not a curated record. Gene Ontology annotation, biological process: rRNA processing. Gene Ontology annotation, molecular function: protein binding.
CAACGUUCGAAAGUUAGAAUUUUUUUCAAUGCUCUCGUGAUGAGCAACCUCAUAUCUUCUGUGGCCUGGGUUCGUCGAGGAGUUGCUGUACAACAUCCCCCAAGAUAUGUUCUUGACGACAACGAACUAGAGCGUGUCAGUGCUCUUGCAAAUAUCGAACUUGAAGACGCCCGGACAGAGCUCAAGCGAGCUCAUGAGGCGGCAAAAAUGAUGGGAAAAGGUGCAGAAGAUGAAGGAGCAGGAGAAGGAGAGGACGAUGAGGAUGAAUGGGUUGAGUGAGUUUAAGGUCCCCCAAACCUCUCCAUUCACCUCGAUUUAGGUCGUUACACUACAAGUGAAGAUUCAGAUGCUAUGGAUGUUGAUGAGACACCCCAACCCCGUAAAGACAAAAAUGAAGACGAUCUGACCAAGUAUAAGAUGGACGAAUACGAUGACGAUACGACCACAGAGGCGAUCGGACCGUUCAGCAAUAUAAAAGGCCUAACGUACUACAAGGACAACGAGGAGGAUCCUUAUAUCACGUUGAAAGAGGACGACGAAGCAAACGAGCGAGAAGAAUUAGAAAUCCUACCCACCGAUAAUCUUGUUGUAAUCGCAAAAACCGAGGAUGACAUCUCACAACUUGAGAUAUACAUCUACGAAGAGUCUGAAGAAAACCUAUACGUCCAUCAUGAUCUCAUGCUACCCAAUUUCCCACUCUGCCUCGAAUGGCUCGACUUCCCUCCCGCGUCCACCUCCUCAUCGCCUUCCAACGACCCUACAAGCACCGGUUUCGGGAACUACAUUGCUGUAGGCACGCUCGAUCCUGAGAUUGAGAUAUGGUCGCUCGACGUGGUAGAAGCUAUGUACCCGAACUCUGUGCUGGGACGACCGGAUCGCACAAAAGCACACGUACCUAUACCUCUUGGCACUGGGAAGAAGAAGAAGAAAAAGACUAAAGCACGAGCCGUCGAGAAGGGCUAUCAUGUAGACGCCGUCUUGGGUCUGAGCUGGAAUAAAAAACAAAGAAAUCUGCUAGCGAGCGCGAGUGCAGAUAGAACAGUCAAAUUGUGGGAUUUGAGUAGAGAUCCGACUAUAGGUGGUGACGGGGGGGAAGGAGGUGCGAUCAGAAGUUUUGAUGUGCACAAGGAUAAAGUACAGGCGGUUCAGUGGAACGAGAAGGAUCCCAGUGUACUUUUGACUGGGAGCUACGACCGUACUGUCCGGACGUUUGACUCUCGUUCGCCGGAUACUGGGGUGGGUGCCUUCUUGGGGAGUGAUGUUGAAGCGCUGCGUUGGGACCCGUGGAACGAAGCUAGUUUCUAUGUCUCUCUUGAGAAUGGUUUAGUCCUCAAUUUUGAUGUCCGAACACUUCCUUCCGACCUCAAUCAACCUUCACCUGCGCGGUUCACACUAUCCGCUCACGACGGCGCCGCUUCGAGUAUUGACGUCAACCCCCAUCUCAAAGGCUGUUUAGCUACAGGAGGGGCAGACAAACUUGUAAAAAUAUGGAACAUUGACGAAGAUUCUGAAGGCAAACCAAACGUCAGUUUGGUGACGUCUCGGGAUCUGGGUGUUGGCAAGGUUUUCUCUGCUGUAUUUUCUCCGGACGACCCUCUCACGGUGGCGGCUGGUGGCUCAAAGGCCAAGGUGCAAAUCUGGGAUGUUGGGGCAAAUUUUGGCGCUCGAAAGGCAUUCGGACCUAAACUCCGGGCUGCUGGAAGAGAGCUUCGGGAAAGGGUGGAUAAGGAAGGCGGUAACAAUGGUGUUAUCGGUGUUGAAAGCGACGAUGAGGAUGCGGAUGUUGACAGCGAAGAGUAAUUUAGGGGGUAUGAAGCGCCUGAUUUGUGAAUCCUCGUGUCCGCACUCCAUCCAAAUCUGUACGGAGAUUUUCUCGAAUAUGUACCGAAGUGUUUGAUGCAAAAUACAUUCGCCUGUCUACUUA